Molecule: messenger RNA, 1604 nt
Organism: Sebastes umbrosus (honeycomb rockfish)
Lineage: Eukaryota; Metazoa; Chordata; Actinopteri; Perciformes; Sebastidae
Gene: gsg1l
Product: gsg1-like
Exons: 5
Coding region: 349-1317 (322 amino acids)
Cellular component (GO): plasma membrane
Source: RefSeq, a predicted model, not a curated record
AGCGUCCUGCUCUCUGACUGAAGGUGUUGUGUCAGUGAUGCUAUAUAAAGGAGGAGGUCUAUGGGAUGUGAUGCUGAAGUAGAUGAUUUAUAAUCUACAGGUUUCUCUCUUCUCUCUGUCGGGGUGUCCGGACCACCUGUCACUUCUUCUUCUGAGGACAAAGUGACACACAAAGAGGAGAAAAGAGGCAGAGGCGCGCGUAAUUCCUCUGUGUGUCUUCCACCUCGCCAUGCCUCUCCUCCUCCUCCUCCUCCUCCUCCUCCUCUGACCGCCUCCUGCUUCUUUCUUCCUCCUUCUUGGAUGAACUUCUUGGGUGAAACUUGCUGCCGCUCGCAGCACUGACACAUCAUGAAGACGACUCGGAAGUGUCGCGCCCUGCUGUCUGUGUUUCUGAACCUGGUGGCUCUGUUCUUCUCCACCACCGCCUUCAUCACCACGUACUGGUGCGAGGGCACCCAGCGCGUCCCCAAGCCAAACUGCAGCAAGCAGCGGAGACACAACUGCAUCGACUACGGAGUCAACGAGACGGACCAGAACAAGGUGCACUACAGCUGGGAGACCGGAGACGACCGCUUCCUCUUCCGCCGCUUCCACACCGGCAUCUGGUACUCCUGCGAGGAGAACAUCCACGAAGCAGGUGAGAAGUGUCGGAGCUUCAUUGAUCUGGCCCCGGCGUCGGAGAGAGGUGUGUUGUGGUUGUCGGUGGUGUCCGAGGUGCUCUACAUCCUGCUGCUGGUGGUCGGCUUCAGCCUCAUGUGUCUCGAGCUCUUCCACUCCAGCAACGUCAUCGACGGACUCAAACUCAACGCCUUCGCCGCCGUCUUCACCGUGCUGUCCGGUCUUCUGGGUAUGGUGGCCCACAUGAUGUACACUCAGGUGUUCCAGAUUACAGUCAGUCUGGGUCCUGAAGACUGGAGGCCUCACAGCUGGGACUACGGCUGGUCCUUCUGCAUGGCCUGGGGUUCCUUCACCUGCUGCAUGGCGGCCUCCGUCACCACCCUCAACUCCUAUACCAAGACGGUGAUCGAGUUCAGACACAAACGUAAGCUGUUUGAGCAGGGCCUGCGCGAGGAGCAGAACUACCUGGACCAGGAGGCUUUCCACUACUUUCGGGACCGCUCCCUCCAGUCCAUCUCCAGCUCUGUGGAGGUCUACCCCGGCCACGGCGGAGGCAGGGCUGGGCUCGUCGUCGGGGGCCCGGGUCCCGGUCCGGGACCGGGUCCGGGUCCGGGUCCCGGACGGGGCAAGAUGAGAGCGACGUCAGCCUCCAUAGACCUGGGAGAGAACACAGACUCGCUGGGGGAGGAGCAGUGCUGAGCAUCGACCGGGCAAACUGCUCCUUUAGGUCUGAACUGGUUCUGCCAUCGAACUCAAAAGCACAGCAGCUCUUAUUUUCUGUUUGAAGAAGAUUAUUAUCUUGAUGAGAAAAGACAGAGUCAGUGAAAUUAAUAAAAUUAGACGAAUGUGUUAUUUAUAUAUUAAAUGAUAAUCAAUAUAAAGUGUGAAAAACAGACUGAGAUCUUUGACUCUGAGAUCUUCGUGGACAGAAAGCAGAUGUUCUCCAGCAUAUUUCAAAGUGCUAUGUGUAGUAUUUUCAACAUCGA